Molecule: messenger RNA, 1053 nt
Organism: Coregonus clupeaformis (lake whitefish)
Lineage: Eukaryota; Metazoa; Chordata; Actinopteri; Salmoniformes; Salmonidae
Product: zinc finger protein 184-like
Exons: 2
Coding region: 13-942 (309 amino acids)
Cellular component (GO): nucleus
Source: RefSeq, a predicted model, not a curated record
AGUGGACUAAAUAUGGGGGAGCAAGGUGGUUGGCUGGAGGCUAACAGAGGAGACUGGGUGGCCAUCUUGGAUUCCCAGACACAGACGGGUGCAGCCAAGGGCUCAGGAGACGACAUCACUGAGCAGGCCAGGACCAGAGAUGACAUAGUGGAGGUCAGUGGAUGGGACAGCGCCCUUAACUCUGGGCUGGGGAACAACACUGUUACCCACAACCAGAAACAGACAGUGUUCUACAUAACAAGAACCGAACUUAGUCUCCAUGACAACAGGCUGGCUGAGACCAGGGCGAGGCGUAGAGGCCUGUUUCGAAUGCGGUGGGAGAGAACAGACGCAGCUAGCGGUAGUCCGUCCUGCUCCUAUAGUUGUGAUUCAGAGAGACUGAUGGCGCCUCAGGUUAACCCCCUAACAGGUGCUGCCUUCAGCAUGCCUUCUAUAGGAUCUAUCAACUGGAACAUGGAGCCUGCAACAUCACAGACACUCCCUGGCCUUCGUCCUCCUCACACUCUCCUAAUGUUAAACCAGACCUCAGACAAUGCCAGUGCCUCAACACUAAAUGGCAACACAAGCCCAUUGACAAAUGACAGUAGUAGUAAUUCUAUCAGUAGAUCCGGUGGCAAAGAGAAGCGCUUCCUGUGUUCGUUCUGUGGGAAAGCCUUCAGUUUCCCCGAACAGGUGGAGAUCCACCAGAGGAUGCACACGGGGGAGAAAGAAUUCGGCUGUCACGUGUGCCGGGCCAAUUUCUCCCACUCGUCCAAGCUGAAGAGGCGCCAGUGUGAGAAGAGGUUCUCCCACCAGCACCAAUUGAAGAAUGCACCUGAAGAUGCACACGGGAGAGAGGUUGUUCGCCUGUACGCCGGAAGAGGUUCUCAUAGAGAAGCUACCUCAGGAUACUCCAGCAGAAAAUGCACACUACCCAUGUACACUGAGUGUACAAAACAUUAGGAACACCUUCCUAAUGUUGAGUGGCACCCCCUUUUGCCCUCAGAAAAGCCUCAAUUCGUCGGGGCAUUGACUCUACAAGAUCUUGAAUGUAUUGGAGGUGACUCCAAUGCU